Linum tenue is the source of this 441-nucleotide messenger RNA. Lineage: Eukaryota; Viridiplantae; Streptophyta; Magnoliopsida; Malpighiales; Linaceae. The record is from the annotation of a GenBank genome assembly.
AUGCAUGCUCCGGAAGUGAUCAGGAGACAGGUAGCAAAUUUGGUCCAUAGAAUCGGGCUUGCGUCCCCGGCGCGGAUCCUGGGAACAGAGGUUACUCCACGAAGGCACGUGAAGGAGAUAAAGUGGGAACAGCCUCCGCAAGGUUGGGCUGCGCUGAAUUCGGACGGGUCGGUGACGAAUGGGCAAGCUGCGGCGGGAGGUGUUGUCAGGGACGAGCAUGGGCGACUAAUAAGGGCUUAUUCUAUGAAGUUGGGGGAGGUCUCUAUAACGAGAGCGGAGCUGGAAGGCAUUGUGAAGGGCUUAAAGGUUGCUUGGGACGAGGGAAUAAGGUGUUUAAUCGUUCAGACGGACUCACAAACGGCCAUCAAGCUUAUCAGGGAAGCUGAACCGGCAUCCCCACUUUCUCUUGGUGCAGGAAGCUCGUCGUUUGUUGGCGCUUGA